Saccostrea cuccullata (small rock oyster) is the source of this 1422-nucleotide messenger RNA. RefSeq names its product neurogenic locus notch homolog protein 1-like. Gene Ontology annotation, cellular component: plasma membrane; extracellular region; protein-containing complex. Bases 87 to 1151 code for a protein of 354 amino acids. The transcript has 7 exons. Gene Ontology annotation, molecular function: chitin binding; calcium ion binding. Gene Ontology annotation, biological process: heterophilic cell-cell adhesion; establishment or maintenance of epithelial cell apical/basal polarity. The record is from RefSeq and is a predicted model, not a curated record. NCBI's taxonomy places the organism in Eukaryota, Metazoa, Mollusca, Bivalvia, Ostreida, Ostreidae.
ACGAGGGUUACUGUUCUGGGACAGUAGGGAGCUCAUUUAUCUGUUACUGUCGACCAAAGUUCAGUGGACCCUUGUGUAACAAAACAAUGAGUAUAGGCAAUCCCUGCUCCAGCAGACCUUGUUUGAACUCUGGAAUCUGUAGCAGUGUGCAAACAACACAAUUCAAAUGUUUCUGCUUACCGGGCUACACAGGGAAACAGUGUGAACAAACGCAAGAUCCCUGCUCUUUAAAGCCCUGUAUGAAUGGUGGCAUCUGUUUUCAAACCACUGAAGCUAAUGCGUUUAGAUGUGCGUGUCCGGAAAAUUUCACAGGCCGUCUGUGUGAAACAGCUAUGUUGAUGCAUCCGUGCAGGAACUCCCCGUGUAAGAAUGGCGGUUAUUGUACGGAGUUUGGCGCCACCUACCGGUGUUACUGUAGGUCCGGGUAUACGGGAUCGGACUGUACUCUCGUGACGUCAGCCAUCAUUUCAAGUCAGUGUGACAAAGGGAAGAGCUUGCUGCUAUCUCAUCCAUCUUAUUGUCAGCUCUACUAUAACUGCAGCGCGCCGUCUGGCAACAUUCCCGCCAGACCAGAGGAAAAGUUUUUAGACGAGUGUCCUUAUCCUCAACUUUUCUCCACCACAAGCGGAACAUGUGAACCCUUUUACAGGGUAGACUGUGGCAGGCGCCAAAUUCUGUUGGAUUUCUGUGACUAUUGGAAACAAAAAUGCCUGAGUGUUUGUAAGUCUUGCUCUAUUGACCACCCAACUUGUGUAGAUAUGGCGGACGGGAUCCACCGUAACCCCAUGAAACCAAACAGCCCAUAUUACAUGGCGUGCUACCAGAACAGAACUGUGUACGUCUCCCAGUGUCAGAAAGACAGGUUUGGGAAACAAAUGAUUUUCCAUGAAAACAAAUGUACAAGUGCUUUUGACAUUGCCAAAGCCGAGGGAGGGCGAAGACCAGAAUGUACGGGUAGUGAUACUGGAAUAUAUUCUGACCCGGGGGGAGACUGUCGGUUAUAUUACAUGUGUCAGGGAGGGCUGGCCAGGGUAAUGCAGUGUUCUGACGGGACGAUAUUCCACUACCAGCCUGGUAAACCCCUGUGCCAAGAUCCAAAAGACGUAUGUCAACCAUGUGGAACAAAAGCAUGUGAUACAAGACAGUCCUAGGCGACAGAGUAAUCCCAGAUGCCACAGAAAAGAACAAAUAUAUUUUUAUAAUUGUGUACCACUGAAUGGACACUACAAGAACUGAAUUCAGUUCCAUAUAUGAUGUUAACUUUAUUUCCAAAAUAAAAGUUAAAUAUUUUCGUAGAGUGACUGUGUUGACCAAUGGUUCGUCGUAUUCGAAUAAUGGGUUGGAUGGGGUCCUGAUAUUUAAAUUAUGGCAUAUUAUGUAACAAUUACUUCUUGACCACAAUUUGACCUUUCGUGUAAAACA